Molecule: messenger RNA, 810 nt
Organism: Canariomyces notabilis
Lineage: Eukaryota; Fungi; Ascomycota; Sordariomycetes; Sordariales; Chaetomiaceae
Exons: 3
Coding region: 137-673 (178 amino acids)
Source: RefSeq, a predicted model, not a curated record
GUGUAUCAUCCAAUAACCUCUCACUCGGGAUCUGUUGGAGGUCUCUGCAUAUAACUUGGUACAACCCGAGAGAGACAAGCUUUCAGUUGACAUUUCCGUCCUCGCACUUAUCCUAUUCGCCAGCCACCAAAACCAUAUGAAGCUCCUUACUUGCACUCCUGGACGAGCUCGGUACAUCGCUCGACUCGACAGACAUUAUCCCAAUCACGCACUGUUUGGAGGCAAAGAACAAAGUAAACAAGCCCAGAUACAAAAUACUAGUUCUUCUAUGUAUAAAAACGCGGUGGGUAUCAAAUUCCCCGAGCCCACGACGACGGCAGUGACGAUGACAACGACAAGACCGGAAUGUAAAAGACCCCCAAAUACAAAAAGCCAUCUCGCAUCCCAUCGUAUCUUCAUCACCGGGAAAGCCCAAGAGUCUCUGCAAUAUGCAACCGGGGGCCAGUAUGACGCCAUCAGCCUCCUGCCCGUGCUGCUGGGCCGAUGGGGAGAUCGCGUGCUCAGCACGCCACGCGGCGCAACACCGGCGCACACACUACCGGGUAGUGUACAAUACACUACACAACCCCGUGGUAGGGCAGACAUCUAUCAUGGGCAAUCAUAUCCCCAAAAUCAGCCGCGAAUCUCGAGUUCCCCGCCCUACCGCGGCAUCAUGCCAGUUUUCGGGCCUUGACUUCUUUUGAUUCCAUCCGGAUCAAACAAGACCAACCCAAGCCAAGUCGAUUCAUUCUCUCCUCCGCCAGCCAAAAAGCCCCUUGUUCGUUGCGUUGUAUUUUUUACCGGCCUCAAACGCCGCACCAACCGACCCAG